Phyllopteryx taeniolatus (common seadragon) is the source of this 2592-nucleotide messenger RNA. RefSeq names its product gastrula zinc finger protein XlCGF7.1-like. The record is from RefSeq and is a predicted model, not a curated record. Gene Ontology annotation, cellular component: nucleus. The transcript is spliced from 3 exons. Lineage: Eukaryota; Metazoa; Chordata; Actinopteri; Syngnathiformes; Syngnathidae. Gene Ontology annotation, biological process: regulation of transcription by RNA polymerase II. The coding region runs from base 356 to 1150 and encodes 264 amino acids. Gene Ontology annotation, molecular function: RNA polymerase II cis-regulatory region sequence-specific DNA binding; DNA-binding transcription factor activity, RNA polymerase II-specific.
AUAAAGAGAAGAUAAUGAGAUCCACCAGGCUGUGGGCGGAGCGAGGCUGCGAACGUGACGUCAUUUGCGAAUGCCCGAAACGUUGUUGACUCGACCAGCUGUUUCACUAAAUACGUCUUCCUGGAUAACUACUAAACGUACUGAAGUCUCGAAAUAGGACGUCACAUCACUACUUUACUGGAUAAAACAUCAUCAUCAACAACAUCGUACACUCGUCUCGGUGGCGCACGUUGAAGCUUCUAAGAGAUAGCUUAGCUUAGCUCGCUAGCUGCUAAAAAAGCAACGUGGAAGUGAUCAACGCGUCGCCGAGCAGAGAUCAAGUGCGAGUGUAAAGUGUUGUCAUUAUCGUGUGAAAAUGUGUAAAGUAGACAUCCUGAGAGAGUUGCUGAAUCAGCGACUAAGUGCGGCCGUGGAAGAAAUAUUCGUCGUGUUUAAAGGAACGAUAGCAGAGUACGAGGAGGAACUUUCUCGAACAAAACAGGAGAACGAGCGACAACGUCAACUACUGGACGCUGUUUUCAAGAAGCCCCAAGAGCAAUUCCAAGGAGCAGAUGUCAGUAAAGAUCUUCACCAAGCGCAGCAGGAGCCAGCGCUCUCCCACAUUAAAGAGGAAGAGGAGCCAGAGUACACCCAUGUUAAAGAGGAAGAAGAGGAUCAUAUCACCAAUUUGCAGUUUACCAUUGUUCCUGUAAAGAGUGAAGAGGAUGGGGACAAAGGGUUAAGGGAGAAGAACAGAAAGGCUGAACUUCCGAUCAGCACUUCCAGUCAAUACAUGCCAACAGAAGAUGAUGGAGACCACUGCAGAGGAUCCCAAACAGGCAGCCUCUUAGCUGUACUAUCAGAUAGGGAGGACACAGUGUCAAACUCUCCUGACACUGAUGAUGAACACUCUAAAGUCCAUGUGAACAUCAGCGCUGGCCUGUAUUUGGAUCCACACAGGAGGACAAUUUUUCCUGGCCCGUAUGUUCGAGAGAAUACUCAGCAGCUACGAACUACAACCCCAAUUCCAAUGAAGUUGGGACGUGUUAAACAAAUAAAAACAGAAUACAAUGAUUUGCAAAUCAUGUUCAACCUAUAUUUAAUUGAAUACACUACAAAGACAAGUUAUUUAAUGUUCAAACUGAUCAACUUUAUUGUUUUUAGCAAAUAAUCAUUAACUUUAAAUUUUAUGGCUGCAACACGUUCCAAAAAAGCUGGGACAGGUGGAAAAAAAGGCUGAGAAAGUUGAGGAAUUCUCAGCAAACCCCUGUUUGGAACAUCCCACAGGUGAACAGGCUAAUUGGGAACAGGUGCGUGCCAUGAUUGUGUAUAAAAGGAGCUUCCCUGAAUUGCUCAGUCAUUCACAAGCAAAGAUAAGGCGGAGUUCACCUCUUUGUGAACAAGUGUGUGAGAAAAUAGUCGAACAGUUUAAGGACAAUGUUCCUCAAUGUACAAUUGCAAGGAAUUUAGGGAUUUCAUCAUCUACGGUCCAUAAUAUCAUCAAAAGGUUCAGAGAAUCUGGAGAAAUCACUGCAUGUAAGCGGCAAGGCCGAAAACCAACAUUGAAUGCCCGUGACCUUCGAUCCCUCAGGCGGCACUGCAUCAAAAACCGACAUCAAUGUGUAAAUGAUAUCACCACAUGGGCUAGGGAACACUUCAGAAAACCAAUGUCAGUAAAUACAGUGCUACAUCCGUUAAGUGCAACUUGAAACUCGACUAUGCAAAGCAAAAGCGAUUUAUCAACAACACCCAGAAACGCUGCCGGCUUCUCUGGCCCCGAGCUCAUCAGAGAUGGACUGAUGCAAGGUGGAAAAGUGUUCUGUGGUCUGACAAGUCCACAUUUCAAAUUGUUUUUGGAAAUUAUGGACGUCUUGUCCUCUGGGCCAAAGAGGAAAAGAACCAUCCGGACUGUUAUGGACGUAAAGUUCAAAAGCCAGCAUCUGUGAUGGUAUGGGGCUGUGUUAGUGCCAAUGGCAUGGGUAACUUGCACAUCUGUGAAGGCACCAUUAAAGCUGAAAGGUACAUACAGGUUUUGGAGAAACAUAUGCUGCCAUCCAAGCAACGUCUUUUUCAUGGACGCCCCUACUUAUUUCAGUAAGACAAUGCCAAACCACAUUCUGCACGUGUUACAACAGCGUGGCUUUGUAGUAAAAGAGUGCGGGUACUAGACUGGCCUGCCUGCAGUCCAGACCUGUCUCCCAUUGAAACUGUUUGCCGCAUUAUGAUGCGUAAAAUACAGCAACGGAGACCCCGGACUGUUGAACAGCUGAAGCUUUACAUCAAGCAAGAAUGGGAAAGAAUUCCACCUACAAAGCUUCAACAAUUACUGUCCUCAGUUCCCAAACGUUUAUUGAAUGUUCUUAAAAGAAAAGGUGAUGUAACACAGUGGUAAACAUGACCCUGUCCCAGCUUUUUUUGAACGUGUUGCGGCCAUAAAAUUCUUAAUUAAUGAUUAUUUGCUAAAAACAAUAAGGUUUAUCAGUUUGAACAUUAAAUAUCUUGUCUUUGUACUGUAUUCAAUUAAAUAUAGGUUGAACAUGAUUUGCAAAUCAUUGUAUUCUGUUUUUAUGUAUGUUUAACACAACGUCCCAACUUCAUUGGAAUUGCGGUUGU